AUGAAGUUAUUGCUGUCAAAGGCGGCAAACUACUUAGCAAUGCGUUUUGACACGGAAGGCUGUAUAAAGAAAAAUGAUGCAGAGCUCCUCCAGAGGUUGCUCGGAGGAGAGGGCAGUGGCUGCAGUUUGUUAUUUUUCAACAAGAUGACACAGGAUGAAGACUCCAUGUUUUCCAUUCUUCUUGUUUUGAAUAACUGGAUGGGCUGA
Messenger RNA from Trichomonas vaginalis G3, 207 nucleotides. RefSeq lists its product as uncharacterized. Bases 1 to 207 code for a protein of 68 amino acids. The record is from RefSeq and is a predicted model, not a curated record. The transcript has a single exon. NCBI's taxonomy places the organism in Eukaryota, Parabasalia, Trichomonadida, Trichomonadidae.